Papaver somniferum (opium poppy) is the source of this 955-nucleotide messenger RNA. Its product is annotated as phosphatidylglycerol/phosphatidylinositol transfer protein-like. The record is from RefSeq and is a predicted model, not a curated record. The transcript has 4 exons. Gene Ontology annotation, biological process: intracellular sterol transport. NCBI's taxonomy places the organism in Eukaryota, Viridiplantae, Streptophyta, Magnoliopsida, Ranunculales, Papaveraceae. Bases 195 to 668 code for a protein of 157 amino acids. Gene Ontology annotation, molecular function: sterol binding.
UUAACCUAUAUUUUAUUGUGAUCCUCAGCUACUUUUCCCCCGCCAACAACCAAGAACAAAAGACCAUCAGACCAAACUCUAUAUUUUAUAUAUCCGGAAUCCUCGUAUAUAUCUCAAUUUCCAAACCCUAAAAUCUCUCAUCUCUUUUUCUUCUUCUUCUUUUGUGACUCUAAGAAAUUUGUUGAGUUGACUCCAUGGCGUCAGUUCAGUUCAAGUUCAUUCUCCCGAUCUUCCUCGUUGCUGCUUUUCUCAUCUUACCUUCGAUUCAAGCCAAACCUGUUAAAUACUGCGAUAAGACAGGCAACAACUAUGCUGUUAAGAUCAGUGGAGUUGACAUAAAUCCAGAGCCAGUUGUUAGUGGCAAACCUGCAACCUUCAAAAUUCAUGCAUCCACUGAGCAAGAACUGCUUGGAGCAGAAUUGGUGCUAGAGGUGCGAUACUUUGGGGUCCAUGUCCAUACUGAGAAACAUGAUCUGUGUGAGGAAGCAGGAGGUGGUUGCCCCAUUAAAACGGGUGACUUCGUGAUCUCUCACUCCCAGGACUUGCCUGGAUUCACUCCACCAGGCCCAUACAGCCUCCAGAUGAAGAUGAACAGUAAAGAUGGGGAUCAGUUGACAUGCAUUAGCUUUAAUUUCAGAAUAAAGGCCGACUAUGUUGCUGAUAUUUGAGUGCCUAGAAGUCUUGCUUCUUCAACCGUAUAUCCUGUGAAAAUAUCAAUGUAAAGAUAAAUCUAGUUAUGGUUCUCUAUCUUGUGUCUGCUCCAGCAUUCCAUGCUUGUGCUAAUAUUAUGAAUACAUCUUUUAUGUUAUUCGAUAUCUUAAAAUGUGGAUCUGCAUGUAUUUUGUUCCUAGUUUUUAAAACAUAUUCUGCUGUGAGAUUAAUUUCUUUUCGUAAUAUUUAGGUUAAAGUAAAUCAAUGAAAUAAAUGGCAUGGCGGUUAGAACAUCUACUUGUAA